AUGAAGAUUCCAGUACUGCUCGCAACGUGCCUCUACCUCUGGGGGUUAGCGUCCGCCAGUCUGUUACCAUCCCAUGGCGGUAAAGGUUCCUCUUCACUGCUUCAUCUCGUCCAGGGUAGCGCGUCGGCCACCGCUUCCGCUGCUGUAACCGCCAGAGCAGGACUUCGUGCAGGCCAGGUAGCCCUGGCCUCGCAAAAGGACGCCGCCGCGCAAGCGGCAGCUUCGGCCGCAGCUUCAGCGCAGGCACGCGCCUCUGCGGACCAGACGGCGAGACUAAGCCAAGAAUCGGCAACGUUACAAUCGCAAGCUGCCGCUAAAGCUAAGGCAACCGAGGAGACUGCGGUCGCUUUGUCCAAAGCUGAGCUGGAAGCUGAAUCUAUCGCUGCAGCGGCCAGUUCUGCAGCCAGGGAAGCUGCGACUUCUGCAAAGGCUUCAGCAUCCGCGCUGUCAUCGGCUGCCUUGCAAGCGAGACUUGCCGCGAAGGCAGCUAACUCCCAAGCUAAAGCAUCCGCGGAAGCUAAGGCCAAGGCGGUAGCCGCAGCUCAGUUGGCGGCCGCCGCAAGCUCAGCUGCGGCCGCGGCGCUGGAAGCUGAGAGGCACGCGGAAGCCGCCAUUGCAAAGGCAGCUGCUGCAAAGGCAGCAGCCAGAGCUGCCGCUGCCGCGUUAGCCGCUUCAAAGGAAGCAGCCACGAGCAGCGCAAGGAGCGCUGCUGAAGCCGAGGCUAGAGCCGAAGUUGCUGCACUUAUCUCAAGCAUUGAUGCGAAGAGCAGGGAGAUCGACGCGGCUUUGUCAGCCAAGGCUCGUGCUGCCGCAAAGGCAAGCUCUAGAAACGAAGAAGAGGCAAUAAUUGGGGCUAACAUCGAUCUGGCGAAACAAGUCGUGAAGAUUCCUUUGAAGAUACCGGAAGUCCCUAAGCCAGAACCGAAAUCUUGGAAAGACGAAGAGCCGGAAAUGAAGGAACCGGAGCAUAAGAAGAAAGGCAAUGAAUGGACACGUUAG
Eufriesea mexicana is the source of this 999-nucleotide messenger RNA. It is a transcript of the gene Fibroin1, whose product is annotated as silk fibroin 1. The transcript has a single exon. The record is from RefSeq and is a predicted model, not a curated record. Bases 1 to 999 code for a protein of 332 amino acids. NCBI's taxonomy places the organism in Eukaryota, Metazoa, Arthropoda, Insecta, Hymenoptera, Apidae.